Messenger RNA from Sinocyclocheilus anshuiensis, 4360 nucleotides. It is a transcript of the gene ubald2, whose product is annotated as UBA-like domain containing 2. The record is from RefSeq and is a predicted model, not a curated record. Lineage: Eukaryota; Metazoa; Chordata; Actinopteri; Cypriniformes; Cyprinidae. The transcript has 4 exons. Bases 238 to 768 code for a protein of 176 amino acids. Gene Ontology annotation, molecular function: protein binding.
CCGACGGACCAAUGGGACGGCCGUGUGUACUCGCUGUUUGGCUCCGUGGCCAAUCAGAGAGCGCGUUUGGGUUUGUUGUCGGUGAUGGUGACAUGAGCUAUUUGUUGUUACUGGAAGGCGAGCGAAGAGAGAGCGUGAAGGAAGACGGGCCUGGCAGCGACGCUCGCUUUCAACGAACACACACGCAUCGUACGGAGCUUUCCGUUCACGGGAGUCGCGGAGGAGCGAACAGCGGCGAUGUCGGUGAAUAUGGACGAGCUGAGACAUCAAGUGAUGAUCAACCAGUUUGUUUUGACCGCGGGCUGCGCGGCGGAUCAGGCGAAGCAGCUGCUGCAAGCGGCGCACUGGCAGUUCGAGACGGCUCUGAGCUCCUUUUUCCAGGAGGCCAACAUCCCCAGUCAUCACCAGAUGAUGUGCACUCCACGCAACACUCCCGCCACGCCGCCCAACUUCCCCGACGCCAUCACUAUGUUCUCCAAGCUGCGGACGUCUGAAUGCACAGGCGGCAGCGGAGCCGGCGCUUCGGCCCAGGUGUCUAUGGCGUGUUCUCCUCCUCCCCACGCCUCCGCACAGGGAUUCGGCUCCUUCUGGGCCUCCUCACCCCCCAAUCACCAGCCCGUCUGGCUGCCGCCGUCCUCUCCCACAGGCCACCACGUGCUCCAUCACCACCACCAUCACAUGCACCAGCCGCCCACGUGGCCGCCCGUCUCCCAGCCCGCCAACGGCCAGCAGACGCCCGUCAUGUCAGCUCUGCACGGCCAGAGAUGAAACUCUGCGGCGGGGGAGACGCGGGGAGGGCCGGAGGUGUAAAUUGGGGUGAGGAUACACGGUUUAACGGGGCGGGAAUAUACUCACUGAGACUUUGGAUGGCCAAGGGGGAAAGACGUGGUACUCUUUCUUUCAGUUUUCUAAAGAUGAACAAUCUCUCUUCUUUCGAAGAUUUCGUUUUGAUCGUUUACCUAUUGUCGAUUUCAUUUCUGUCCAAACCUGGGAAGAACCACUAUGAGAAAAAAAAAAUUAUGGAAGUCAUUAAGAGGUGUUAGAGUCCCAAAGAAGCCUCUUAUGUUUCGCUAUCCAACAGCGAAAGAAAGCCACGGAGUCGUCGGAGGACGAUCAGGGCGAAUGUGUGCGUGUGAAUCUUCGUUCGUUCACCGUAUUCGGACUCUCUCCUCCUCUGUAGCGCUGUGUCGGCAACAAGCACUCGCAAUAAAACGGCUGACAAACAAUAAGACUGAAUCACAUAUCAUGGUGGUCGUGUCGUUCUGCAUCCCAGGAAGCAUCAGGAGGACGUUUCUGUAGAACUAGUGUCUAUUGAGUUCUUAACAGAGGCUGUUAUGAGAUGAUUAAUUACCUCUUAUUUGUUCGAAAUGCACAAUUUCAAGUGCGUCGAGUUGAAUUUAUUCAGAAUCAACAAAAACUAUUGGUCCAGAUAUAAAUGGAAAAAAUCAGGAAGAGUUUGCAAUAAUCCUGGUCAGAAAGUUCAUUCUUGUUUGGUAAAUUCGCAACUUUUAGCAUGUAUGCGGUUAAAUCAGGAAAGCUUGUUGUGUUUAAACUAAAAUCGUCAUUGAGGAAUACAGACUCGAGUUCAAAGAAGUGUUUUGUGUUUGUUUUUUUUCCCACCCCCAAGAACUAAAAAUGCUAGCAGACUCUUGUAAAGAUCUGAGCGGUCUGAUAUUUGGAGGUCCAGCACAGCCGGCGUAGUAAAGCUCAGCUCCACCUACCUCAGCUCCAGCUGUGGCCUGAUCCUACCUCCGGCGGCUGAAUGGGCUCUCCGUGUGAGCUGCUGCGACCGAGGGCUCAAAUACCUCACGCUCUCUGCCGAACGCGCCGUGUGAAAGCGAUGAGACAUCUCCGUGGACGAGGACUGAUCUGGUGUCACAUAUUGGCAUUUGUGUUGUACUGAUUGUAAUGUAAUCGAGCGGGAAGGCUGACCCUAGAUCAGGACAUUGAUUGGCAGUGGUUUUCUGAGAUGACGGGUUUCUUUAGUUUCGCAUGAUGUCACCUUCCCUUCAUUCGUUCAUCUUAGACAAUCACUUUUGCCGUCUUGAGGUUUGAAUUCGUGGUUUAGUAUGGACCUCAGUCAGGCUGGACGCCAUAUUUAAUGUGAAGCGACUGAAAACGAGGCUGUGAUGAGAUAAAUGUACAGUUUUUUUCAACAUCGUUCUGUUACAUCGGUCGUUUAGUUGAUUAAACAUGAAAUGUGCCUUAAAAUAAUUUUUUUUUUUUUUGGGUCAAAAAUAACUGUGUAUUAUUCAUAGCAAUUUAGCAGUAUUUCAUACAUUUACAUUUCAGUUUAAGUAAGAAUGGAUUAAUGAACUAUGCACACAGGAAUUUGUUAUGCUUUUUUCAAACUGUAGAUUCACAAAAAAUCACUGCGUGAACACUUAAUUCAAUUUCAGUUUAUGUGAGAAUGGAUUUAUGAAUGAUGUACAAAAGGAGCUUGUUCAGCUUGUUUCGCGCAAAGUAAAUUAUUAAUUAAAGCAAUCUUUCGUAUUUCAACAUUAAUUUGAUAGGGCAGUUUAUGCAGGAACAGAUUUAUGAAUGAUGAUGAUCACUUGUUUCAUAAAUAAGGCAAAUUUAUUGCGGUGAAUUAAGUAGUCGCAAAUUUUGCCAAGAAUUGAUUUGUGAACCAUUUACACAUUCUUAGUUAAAUUGUCAUUAUAUAGAUAACUAAAAAACAAGCAAAACCAAUUUGUGUUCAGAAAUCCAUUCUCUGUUAAAUCAACGCUAUCUCACGACCAAUUCGUUUGUAUUUUACACGGUGGCAUAUUCGUAUGAAUUUGUACGACCUAAUUCGUAAGGUUUUGUAUGAUUUCUGUAAGGGGUAGGGGUGGUCAUUCAUACAAAAUCCGACAAAUUUGCCACCUCGUAAAAUAUGUACGAUUUUUCACAAAACGUACAAAUUUAUACGAGUGAGAUUGUAUGCAUUCGUACGAAUUAGCCACCUAGUAAAAUAUGUACGAAUUGGCGUGAGAUAAAGUUGGUUAAAUUGUAUUGAUGAACGUAAAUGCAAAGAAAACAAUUGUGAACUUUUUACUAUUUAAACUGUUCAAUUUACGAACUAUUUACCCAAAUUCAUCCUGCUUGUGUUUAAGUUCACUAUUAUGAUUUAAACGUGACCGAAUUUACAAACUAUUUGUACAUUCUCAAAUACAUCGUUGCGUUCAAUUUAAGCACACACAGAAAUAAUUUGCGAAUGUCUUACAAAACCAUUCUUUCGUAAAUUGUCAUGUAACUUAAACACAAGCAGAACGAAUUUGUGUGCAUAAUUUGUAAGUCAAUUCUGUUAAAUUGUACCAUUUUGUUUUGCGAACUAUUUACCCAAAUUCAUUCCAAGUUCAUUUAAUCGUGACUGAAUUUACAAACUUUUUGUACGUUCUCUGAUAAAUCAGUGCGUUCAGUUUAAGCGCAUACAGAAUGAAUUUGCAAAUGUUCAUAAAACCAAGCUUGUAUAAAUGUUCGUGACAAAAUACAUCCGUUUACGUAACGACGUUCACUGAAUAAAUUCACAGCUUCCUUCAGUUGUACCAACCUAAAUAUGGUGUCUAAUUCUAACUCGGGUCCAUUUUAAGCAUUAGCCAUUUUGAUUUAAUCAUAGACGGCUACGUGAUAGAUCAGCUUCUGUGUUUUGGCCCAGAAAAUGCAUGUGAAAUGCGAAAAGUACUCUUGGUUUUGGAAAACGCCACUAGAACGAUAAUGGCAGAUAUUUGUUUGGUCUUCCGCCACAUCUGGUGGCUGUUGUUUGCCGUGUAGAAAGAAACCUAGCAUGUUGGUCUCCAAAGGUUGACAGUAAGUGUUUUGUAGCCAUCUGGGCAGUAGGUCAUUCCUGCCAAGACAAUUUAUGUUGAAGUGGUGCAAGAGACGAGAGUCUGAAGUCAAACGGCGGUGGCUCUGAUGUCAGUGUCUGGAGUUUGUCUGACCAGUGCCUUGUGAUUUUUGAAGUGUCUCCAUUUAAUUCAGCUGUCGCUCGGUUGGAUUCCCAUAGCAACCGGGCCAGUACUCUCAAAUGUCAUUCUCUGGAGCGCUGAAAGGCACAGGCAUUGACUGUUUGAACAGUUGCGCUGCCGUAGAUCUCAGACCGUCGUGAUUCAGUUCUUCGGGGACAUGUUUGUUUAGACUGCGGCUGUGAUGAUCAACAUACGCCGUGAGUCAUCGAGAGGCAGGAAGACUGACCAGUUCCUUCAUCAAGAAAACAAAUUAGUUAGCGAACAACUUUUUGUAUCGAUUUCCCUCCUGUACUGUUUGUUCUUUUCCCUUGUUGAGAUUUGUAUUUAUAUGUCUGACAAAAAAGCUAAGAUCUGAAACCAUUUUGGAGGUCAUUGUGUUUUUAUUAAGGUCAUAAUAAAUGAUUUAAUGACUA